CUUCGAGUGUGUGAUAGACAACUUUAACCUGUCGCAUGAACGAUGGGUACAUCAAUGUCCCUCCCCGCGAAUGGUCUUCGGGCCAUCGCUGGCAUCGUUCUUACAAUCAUCGAAGAAAUUCAGUCAUCAGGAAUCCUCGAAAACCCCACUUUCGCAAACCUGAGACUCGCCAGAGACUCAUAUCUUCAACGACAAUCUAACAGGAUGCCAAUGGCGGAAUGGCAGGAUGAUGAAUGGGAAGACGAAGAUCAUAUCGUUCUGGACGCGGAAGAAGAAAUUAGGGGGGGAGAAACAGCCGAACUCCAAGCCAAUAUAGCACCACAUACCACCGGGGCGAACGUUGAAGAAACUUACUGGGCACAAACAGAUCAUGUAGCUGAUGUGGGGCGGAGGCCAAGCGAAGUAGGAAUACAUGCUUCAGAAGAAACGACACGGAGGCGUCUGUAUGAAACACCGGGGCGUCAAGCCGCCGUGCUCCACAUGGAUGUGAAGGGAAAAGACGUCUCGGGCACGAAGUCCAACAAAAAAGCAAGCACUACAAUUGCUGGAAAUGCCAUAAAUGGGAAGGAUGACCCGCAGACCUUGGAAAAACACAGCGCCUUCCAGCUCGUAAACAUCCCCAGCGAUAAGGAGAUACAGUCGGCAAAGCACAGAGUCCAAUACGAGGAAGGGCUAUUCCAUUUCGCGGUGACAGGGGUUUCGGGUGCGGGAAAGUCAUCGCUGAUCAAUGCCUUCCGAGGCCUUCGAAACAGAGAUCAGGGGGCUGCCCCAACGGGGGUGGUUGAGACCACCGCGGACGUCACCAGAUUCUCAGAUCCAAACCCGCGGAACCCGUUCGCUUGGUACGAUGUCCCAGGAUCCGGCACAUUGAACACGCCAGAUUGGCAGUAUUUCACUGCACAAGGACUCUACGUUUUCGACUGCAUCAUUAUCCUUUUCGACAGCCGGUUUACAAUGACUGACCUCGCCAUGCUGGUCAAUUGCCGGCGUUUUAACAUCCCCACUUAUAUCGUGCGGUCGAAAUCAGACACGCAUAUCAGAAACAUCAUCAAGGAAUUGGGUUAUGAUAGCGAUGAAGAUGAAAACCACUCGCGUCGUAACGCAUUGUAUAGCUCCGCGCGCGAGCAAUACAUCGCCGAAACUCGUGCCACCGUGAGGCGCAACCUUCAGGAUGCGAAUUUACCCGAUCAGAGGGUGUACAUCGUCGCCAACAGCACUAUGGUUUCCACAGUGAGAGACCAAAAACUGUCAGAAAAGACUAUAGACGAACUAGAGUUAAUGCGAGACCUCUUCAGGGAAGCCCAGUUGAGGCGUUGUAAAAGUGGGCGCUCACCGGUGUACGAAAUCUAAAGGCUAGAGUUCGUCUGUUAUCCAAUCAUAGUUACUGGUACUCGGAAUUCUUGUCAGUCGGAAUCAUAAUAAAAAGUGAGUGCCGUGGUAGCUGGUGUCACGCCCAUCAAUCUUCAGAUAAUUGGCAGCUGUAGGCAUCAGACACUGUUCAUUAGUUCAUCUCAUGUACA
This is a messenger RNA of Suillus paluster, 1520 nucleotides long. Its product is annotated as interferon-inducible GTPase-domain-containing protein. Gene Ontology annotation, cellular component: membrane. The transcript has 2 exons. Gene Ontology annotation, molecular function: GTP binding. The record is from RefSeq and is a predicted model, not a curated record. The coding region runs from base 43 to 1350 and encodes 435 amino acids. Lineage: Eukaryota; Fungi; Basidiomycota; Agaricomycetes; Boletales; Suillaceae.